Aspergillus steynii IBT 23096 is the source of this 1762-nucleotide messenger RNA. Its product is annotated as phosphatidylinositol N-acetylglucosaminyltransferase subunit A/GPI3. The record is from RefSeq and is a predicted model, not a curated record. NCBI's taxonomy places the organism in Eukaryota, Fungi, Ascomycota, Eurotiomycetes, Eurotiales, Aspergillaceae. Gene Ontology annotation, biological process: GPI anchor biosynthetic process. Gene Ontology annotation, cellular component: glycosylphosphatidylinositol-N-acetylglucosaminyltransferase (GPI-GnT) complex. Gene Ontology annotation, molecular function: phosphatidylinositol N-acetylglucosaminyltransferase activity. The coding region runs from base 118 to 1602 and encodes 494 amino acids. The transcript is spliced from 6 exons.
GAUCGACCUCCCUGUUUACGGUCAUUCUGCUCGGGACAUCCUGUCUGGCCAUGGGGACGGAGGGUUUGACUUUCUCCUCGACACUUUCAGGCGGAUCUCCUGAGAACAACCGCCAAGAUGCCUUACAACAUUGCUAUGGUCAGUGAUUUUUUCUUCCCUCAGCCAGGUGGGGUUGAAAGUCACAUCUACCAGUUGUCGACCAAACUCAUCGACCGCGGUCACAAAGUCAUAAUCAUUACGCAUGCAUACAAAGGACGCACUGGGGUCCGGUAUCUCACAAAUGGCCUCAAGGUUUACCAUGUCCCCUUCCUCGUCAUAUACCGAGAAACGACAAUGCCGACGGUCUUCUCUUUCUUCCCCAUAUUCCGCAACAUUGUCAUCCGGGAGCAAAUCCAAAUCGUCCAUGGUCAUGCAAGUCUGAGCUCUUUCUGCCAUGAAGCUAUACUUCACGCGCGCACCAUGGGACUGCGAACAGUAUUCACCGACCACUCUUUGUUUGGAUUUGCCGAUGCCGGAUCUAUCCUAACCAACAAGCUACUCAAAUUCGCUCUGAGCGAUGUUGAUCAUGUUAUCUGUGUCAGUCAUACAUGCAAGGAAAACACCGUGCUCCGGGCAUCUUUAGACCCCUUGAUGGUCUCUGUAAUCCCAAAUGCGGUGGUCGCGGAAAACUUCCGGCCACUUUCAUCCCCGUCUCGUAUAAAUGAGCGUCCAUCAGGGCAGUUGCAGGAGCUACAACCUACGCCGGCGCCGAUGGGACCCGAUGACAUUAUCACUAUUGUUGUCAUCUCGCGGCUUUUCUACAAUAAGGGUACAGACCUUCUGAUCGCCGCGAUACCUCGAAUUUUAGCCUCACAUCCCAAUGUGCGAUUUAUCAUUGCCGGCUCAGGGCCCAAGGCCAUUGAUUUGGAGCAGAUGCUGGAGCGCAAUGUUUUACAAGACAAAGUGGAAAUGCUCGGCCCUGUUCGACAUGAGGACGUUCGUGACGUUAUGGUUCGAGGUCACAUAUAUCUCCAUCCUAGCUUGACGGAAGCUUUUGGCACGGUAAUUGUCGAGGCGGCCAGUUGUGGUCUCUACGUCGUUUGCACCCGUGUUGGUGGCAUCCCUGAAGUGCUCCCGCAGCAUAUGACAACUUACGCAAAACCGGAAGAAGAUGAUAUUGUCAUGGCUACUGGCAAGGCUAUCGCUGCUUUGCGCUCUAACAAGGUGCGGACUGAUCGAUUUCACGACCAAGUGAAGAUGAUGUACUCCUGGACGGAUGUGGCCCAGCGCACAGAGCGGGUUUAUAAAGGUAUCUCUGGCGGGAUCACCCCGGAGGAAUUCUAUGGAUACUAUCCCGGACAAGGCUGGGAAGCUAGUGGUGACCGAGUGCGAAGUUUCGCUCUAAUUGACCGUCUCAAGCGGUAUUACGGUUGCGGAGUCUGGGCCGGUAAACUGUUUUGCCUAUGCGUUGUGAUCGACUUUCUACUCUACGUCUUUUUGGAAAUGUGGUUUCCUCGAUCGAAUAUCGACAUUGCACGCAGCUGGCCUAAAAAGCUACAACAGAGUGAUCAACAACACACGAUCAAGCGCAAUGACCGAGGUCGCAUAGAAUCUGCGUCUUGAACAGACGGACUACUCAGUUUACAUCCUACUAGUCUGUUAGGAGAUUCGAGAAUACAUCGUUACCCGUAACACAUUAUGCCUGGAAUCGUUGUCUCUGGGUCUGGGGCUCGUAGUUCCACUCUCUGUCCAGAGUCGCCGCGCUCUCUGGCUCUCGAUCCUC